CAUCUCUUUCGUCUCUCACAGCUUACAGGGUUAUUCCAGUUUACUGUUCGCUUGGCCUCUGAGACUGAAGCUCGGUUCACCUCAGUAGAGAGAAUCCAUCAUUACAUCAAGUCUCUGUCUCUGGAGGCUCCUGCAAGGGUGAAAAACAAGGCUCCUCCAUCUGACUGGCCCCAGGAGGGUGAGAUCGUGUUUGAUGGAACGGAGAUGAGGUACAGAGACAACCUCCCAAUGAUACUGAAGAAAGUUUCCUGCACCAUUCGACCAAAAGAGAAGAUCGGGAUUGUGGGACGAACAGGCUCAGGGAAGUCUUCUCUGGGAGUGGUUCUCUACCGGCUGGUAGAACCGUGUGGUGGCUCCAUUAAGAUUGACGGUGUCAACAUUUGCGACAUUGGCCUUGCUGAUUUGCGCAGCAAACUGUCAAUCAUUCCACAGGAGCCAGUGCUUUUCAGUGGUACUGUCAGAUCCAACUUGGAUCCUUUUAACCUGUAUUCAGAGGAGCAAAUCUGGGAUGCCCUGGAGAGGACACACAUGAAAGAAUGUGUGUCUCAGCUGCCUUUAAAGCUGGAGUCCGAGGUGGUGGAAAACGGGGAGAAUUUCUCCGUGGGUGAGCGGCAGCUGCUCUGUGUGGCCCGAGUUCUUCUGAGACAGUGCAAGAUCUUGAUUCUGGACGAGGCCACAGCGGCUAUGGACACAGAGACUGACUGUCUGAUUCAGGAGACGAUUCGUAAUGCGUUCCAGGACUGCACCACACUGACCAUUGCACACCGAUUGCACACAGUGCUCAGCUGUGACCGUAUCAUGGUGCUCAAUCAGGGCCAGGUGGUGGAAUUUGACGAGCCGUCCAAGCUCUUGGCGAAUGAGAACUCACGCUUCUGUGCGAUGCUGGCAGCGGUGGAGAACAAAAUCUCUGUAAGAGGCUAAAGGAUGUCCGAGCCAAGGUUUCACUCCCGAGGACCGAAGGGAACAUUCUCCAUUAAUAUUCCAGUCAUUGCUGCUUCAAUGUUCCUCCCUCCUGCAAACCUAUAGGGACCUGGGGAGGGAGAGUAUAGUAUUUCCAUGAAACUCAUGGGCUGUCAUUAGGGGCAUGCCUGUUAAGAUGUACUACUUGUGAGCUUAAAUGGUUAGGUCAGGAAACGCUGAUACUGCAAUGAUAUUUACAUAACGAAGUGGGGAAAUCAGUUUCCAUGUAGUUCAAUUCAUGCAAACUGGUAUGUUUUACAGAGUACAUAUCUCUGUUUAUAUGAGUAUAUAUAUUUACAAGGUGGUUGCAGAGUCCUUUUGUAUUGAUUCUGCUGGUCUAUGUACAGUAUGUAAUAUAUACAUACAUUCAGAUGGAUCAGCUUUCAUUACAGUUUAAUAUUUUUGACAACUUGACAGUCUUCAGUACAUGUGUAAAUGUUGUCUUGUGACUUGAACCCUAAACUUUGGCACAGGUGACGUUGUCCACAGGAUGUUGUACAAGCACUGAGUAAGUGGGACUCUUUAAGAGAAACAGUGCUGCUUAUUUACUGUCUCCUUGUUCAGCACACCAAGGAUUCAGUCUUAUUUAGCUAAGAGGCCUUUGUAUAUUUAUAGCCUAUUUCCACUGUUAACAUUUUUGCCAGUUCCUUUUUAUUUUUCCUCUUAUGUGGUAUUUUUUUUGUUGCUCUUUUACGUAUGAAAGCAUUUCUCAUUUUGGCUUGUUUUUGCACUUUGUAUUCACCUCUGUAGGAGGUCACAGACAUUGUUUUGACUUUGUCCCAAAAGAGACGCUCGUCGAGCAUAAUCUUAGCAGGCCAAAUUUGCUAGAACGGGCCUUUUGUUUUUUUGUGUGUGUGUUACGUUGUCUAUCACAGCACUGGUACAAAGAGAUCGCUCUGAAUGGACUUUCUGAAUCAGGUUGUGAUGGUCGUUUGUGGUCUGCAUGAAGGGGAAUCUGAUUUCCCCUCAUCAGACCCUGCAAAAAUGUCUUGUUAUUUCCAUUUUUUUUCCAUAGCCUUAGCAUGAUUUCUUAAUUGCCUUGUGAAAAGGGUGGAAGGAGAGUAGGAGAGCGUACAGUCUCUCUGCUGUCUCAAUAAAUUUAUUUUGGGUUUACCCUU
This is a messenger RNA of Sinocyclocheilus anshuiensis, 2078 nucleotides long. Its product is annotated as multidrug resistance-associated protein 5-like. The annotation marks the transcript as partial. Gene Ontology annotation, biological process: transmembrane transport. The transcript has 7 exons. Gene Ontology annotation, cellular component: membrane. NCBI's taxonomy places the organism in Eukaryota, Metazoa, Chordata, Actinopteri, Cypriniformes, Cyprinidae. The record is from RefSeq and is a predicted model, not a curated record. Gene Ontology annotation, molecular function: ATP binding; ATP hydrolysis activity; ATPase-coupled transmembrane transporter activity.